Molecule: messenger RNA, 2810 nt
Organism: Papaver somniferum (opium poppy)
Lineage: Eukaryota; Viridiplantae; Streptophyta; Magnoliopsida; Ranunculales; Papaveraceae
Product: potassium channel KAT3-like
Biological process (GO): potassium ion transport; transmembrane transport
Cellular component (GO): membrane
Molecular function (GO): voltage-gated potassium channel activity
Source: RefSeq, a predicted model, not a curated record
UUUUAGCAUCCACUGCGUGUUGGUAAUACUAUUUCGUUGGCCACAGAUUUUUUCCCUUGCUGAAUUCUCUGUUCUUUUUCUGUCUAACGCAUUUUGUUACUAUCUUAAUUUACCAAUCUCUAAGAAGAAAACUAUGGUUUGGUUCAUAUGAUGUGAAAUGUGGACACCUAGUUUUGUUCUUGAUUGACUCUCAUAAGCAAAUACUAGUUUAAACAACAAGAGACAGAAUAUGGGAAAAGCUUGGUAAAAGUAGUACCUUUUCUCCCUCAAAAAUCGAAUGUUAUUGGUCCAUCUGGCAUCCACUAAUCCAAUCAUCUUCGGUCAAAAUAGCACUUGCCUGGUUUAUUUUGGAAUUAGAGAUGACAAGGCUAAUUUUUCUUGUUAUCUAAGCUAAGAAGGCUUUCUAUUCUUUCAUUUCAUAAAACCACUGAUGCAGAUGAUGGAAUUCCAACCACAUACCACCACCACCCUCUGUAAAAUUUCACUUUCUCCAAAUCUCUGCAAUUUACAUUGUAUACGAACCUCAUGUCUGCCACUUUCAGAACCCUUCCCAUCUGUGAGUCAGUUGUCUCACUUUUCUUUCUUCUGCUGUAUUUCCUUUCUGUCCCUCUUUUGUUUUUUGUUCAAACAAAGAAAAACUGUCUUUUCCUUUCUUCUCUUCAUCUUUUUCCAGCAGCUUAGUUCUGUUGCAAUUGGCAUCUUAUUAAACCUUUACAAAAGAAGUUGACUAAAACCCGUGUCUCCAAAGUUUUGCUAUUUAUACUGCUCUCCAAGGCCUUGACCCAUGAAAGUUUUUACAGCCUACUCUACUGUAGCAGCAGUAGGUUUUAACAAAUUGAGCCAUCAUGAUGUCAUUUUCCUGUGCAAAAGCCUUCUUACGUCGGUUCUGUAACGACGGUUUUCAAAUGGAAAGCAAUAGUCACAGCUUCUUCUCUACUGAUCUCUUGCCAUCACUUGGAGCAAGGAUAAACCAGACAACCAAGCUAAGGCAGUAUAUUGUCUCUCCUUUCAGUCCUCGUUACAGGGCUUGGGAGAUGUUUCUCAUAUUUCUGGUUGUGUACUCAUCCUGGAUAAGCCCAUGUCAAUUUGCAUUUCUGACAUAUAAGCAAGGCACGCUAUUCAUCAUUGACAACAUUGUCAAUGGUUUCUUUGCCAUUGAUAUCUUUCUCACCUUCUUUGUUGCAUACCUGGACCGCCGAUCAUAUCUUCUGAUCGAUGAUCCAAAGAAAAUUGCAACAAGGUACAUAUCGACCUGGUUUAUUUUCGACUUCUGCUCAACAGCUCCAUUUCAACCUCUCAGCCUUCUCUUCACCGAACACAGCAGUGGCCUAGGUUUUAAAGCGCUUAAUAUGCUCCGACUGUGGCGUCUCAGACGGGUCAGCUCCUUGUUUGCAAGAGUCGAGAAGGACAUUCGGUUCAACUAUUUCUGGACGCGCUGCACAAAGCUUAUCUCAGUGACUCUUUUUGCAGUGCAUUGUGGUGGAUGCUUUAACUAUCUGAUAGCAGACAGAUACCCAGAUCCAAGGAAAACUUGGAUAGGUGCUGUUAUGCCAAACUUCAAAGAAGAGAGUCUUUGGAACAGAUAUGUAACUGCAAUAUAUUGGUCCAUUACAACACUAACUACAACAGGUUAUGGGGACUUGCAUGCUGAAAACCCUAGAGAGAUGUUGUUUGAUAUUGUCUACAUGUUUUUCAACUUGGGAUUAACAGCUUACCUCAUUGGAAACAUGACAAACCUUGUUGUUCACGGAACGAGCCGGACCAGAAAUUUUAGAGAUAUGAUCCAAGCUGCUUCUGAAUUUUCUGCGCGGAAUCAGCUGCCGCCACAAAUACGUGACCAAAUGCUGUCGCACAUAUGCCUCAAGUUCAAAACAGAAGACUUAAAACAGAACGAAACAUUGAAUGGACUACCAAGAGCCAUUCGGUCAGCUAUUGCCCAGAACCUCUUCUUACCUAUUGUUCAAAAGGUUGAUCUUUUCCAAGGGGUUUCCAGCGAUUUCCUUUUACAACUGGUCUCAGAAGUGGAAGCCGAGUAUUUUCCACCAAAGGAAGAUGUGAUUCUGCAGAAUGAGACUCCAACAAAUAUGUAUAUACUAGUUUCAGGCGCUGUGGUAAGAGAACCUAAAUUUUCCCUAUACAGAAUUUAUAGCAUCUACCAAUGGUUGUGCCAAGGUUCAUGGAAGAGCAGUCGCAGGAGAUAUUUUCGGGGAAAUUGGGAUAUAAAGAAUACACAUAAUGAUAUAAAGAAUUGAGUAAGAACAUAAAAUGAACUCCAGCAAAGAUUUGCUAGCGCCAACCAAAGCAAUGAUAAAAUGAACUGGAAGACUAGUUUUGGCAAUUGCAGCAAGAUUGCAACAGAAUCUAAAUCAGGCAGCGUUGGAAAAACCGUAGCGCACAAUAGCAGAAGAGUUACGAUUCAUUUUACUAUUGGAAAGCACAAUACAUCAGAAAAUCAAUUCGGGAAGUUGAUAAACUUGCGUGCUACGCUAGAGGAGCUAUUGUCAAUUGCUGGUCAAAAGUUUCCAGGCUACCAUCCUGUAAAAGUCGUCAACAGAGAAAAUGCUGAAAUAGAUGAUAUAAGCGUAAUUCGAGAUGGGGAUCAUCUAUUCCUGCUUCAGAAGUAAUACCUAAAUCUGAUAAACUAUGCCAGCGAGGUUAGAAUGUAAAAAAGAAGAAAUUAGUGUGAGGCAACGAGUACCAAAAAAGUAAUCAAAAUUGCAAUAUCAUUAAAAAAAGUUACCGAGUUACAUUUGCUUGCAUAUAUUCACGUUUUACCUAUGAAAAUGCAAACAUUGAGUAUUAACGAAGUC